Molecule: messenger RNA, 969 nt
Organism: Amoebophrya sp. A25
Lineage: Eukaryota; Dinophyceae; Syndiniales; Amoebophryaceae
Source: the annotation of a GenBank genome assembly
UUUGUCCUCUGCCUCUCUGUCCACGUUUUGUAGUUUUGCAGAACGAUAAAAUUUAAGCUUUGCGUUUGUUUCUUGCUGUCGAGAUGUAGAAGUCUAUACCUCUUUCGAGGGACUCCUUAGCACUGCUUGUGAUGGUCGCAUUAUCCAGCGCAGGUCACCUUCUUCAAUCAUGUUGACCAGAUUGACAUCAAAAAAAAUGAUGUUACUGGCAUUACGUGACGCUCUUGCGCGGCUUGCUCUCACGUUUUUGCUUUUGCCGCAAUGUUGGGGUCGUUUUCUGGCGUCACAACGCCAGGAACCCGUUGCAGAGGAUGCGGCAGACGGUCAACUUGAUGCAGCUUUGAAUACUACGACUUCUCCUCCUCGUUUCUCUGAUGGGCCAACGAUUUCUCGUGUCCGAGCUGUGGCAGCUGCUGCGCAAGAACAAGAGGACGAGGACGAUGCCGAGUUUGCCGAGGUAAUAGGCGGCCACACGGCCCGGCUCCUACGAAUGGACCGCAUUUUAGGGGAUUUGCAGCGCGUUCGUAAGAGGCACGACGAAUUGGCACGCGAGGCUUUGGCGGUCGGUCUUGAGGCAAAUGCGAGUGUCGCAGCCUUAUCACCUUCUUGCACUAGUACUAGUCGGAGGACAGGGACAGCUGCGACAGCAGAAGGAUUGGACAUAACUUCGGUUAAGGCAUCCCCUAUUCCAUCUUCGGAAUCAUCUUGGCGCUGUCUCAAAUAGGGAAAACAUGAAUCCUAAGAUGACGCCGAAACAUGAAAUCCUGUAAGAAAGCAGCUCCAAGACCAAGAUGACCUGCAAGAUGGACAAUUGGGGUGAAAGUUCCAAUUCGAGACCUUCCCUCUACGGCUUGCCCACUUCAGCAUCCUCUGGCACACUGAGCAUAGUAGCAGGAUCUUCUUCCAUUAUAUUAGAGGGUGGCCCCUCACCUGCUUCACCGGAUUUGGCCCCUUCACGCCCACCGGCGC